Colletotrichum navitas is the source of this 2011-nucleotide messenger RNA. Its product is annotated as cytochrome P450. Bases 162 to 1841 code for a protein of 559 amino acids. The transcript is spliced from 2 exons. Gene Ontology annotation, molecular function: iron ion binding; heme binding; monooxygenase activity. The record is from RefSeq and is a predicted model, not a curated record. NCBI's taxonomy places the organism in Eukaryota, Fungi, Ascomycota, Sordariomycetes, Glomerellales, Glomerellaceae.
CGCACACAGCCAGCAAGCAAUGUCACCAACAGCGAAAACAAAUUGCCCGCUGCGCUGCGGGAGAGCCAGCGAUAUCUAGUACAUUUGGCUACCAGGACUUCUGUUGUCGCGUCAACUUCUAAAAGCGACAUUGUUCAGGUCGCCCACCCGACGCGGCUAUCAUGAAAGAAGGGUGGCAUGGGUUAUUUUCAGCCGAGUGGCUUGGCAUAUGGGUUCAUACAGGCCCGAAGCUUUUGCUGCUGGCUGUUACCAUUUGGUUCUUUGCUCGCAUUUUUUGGGCGUCUUCAACCCGGCCUCUUCUUCCCGCCACAGUGCCACUCGAUAUCAUCCUCACCAGCGUAUGUGUGACCGCGGGAGGAAGGGCUCGGAAACUUCGGAACGUUUUCCGGCGGUUUGGCGGUCCUUUGUACGGAUUCACCGCGAAGCAUCAAGUAAUCUACAACCCAGACAUUAGCGAGCCGCUCCUGAUCAGCGGCCAGCCCGACCAUGCCCUUGAGACCAGGACAGUCUUGUGGAGCCUUUUCAUGCAUGUCGGAGGGGUCGGCAAGGAGCAGGGCGAGGAAUUGCACAGGACUUGGCAGUCGUCGUACAAGGAUCUUCUGAGUGCCCUCGAGCGCACGUUUUUAAAUGAGCACGGCGCGGCGAAUGCAUUGGCUUCGGGAAACAUCCCAAAGAGAAUGUCGGACCUGGUAUCCUAUGUCGAUGGCAGUGACAAGACGUUACUCAAAGGCUGGGAGCGUACUGCAGGCGUGAAGGUUAUCCGGCCCGACACCGCGGAGCAGCCAGGCAUAGUCGAGGUCGACUUGAUGAAUCUGCUGCGGGACUUUGGAGCCCACCUGGCAAUCUCUCUGCUAUUUGGAGAAAAAUGGCUGGAAGAUUACCCUGAAUGCAUCGAAGACCUCUGGAAGUUUGAGGAGCAAGUACUCUUCCUGAUCCUAGGCUUACCCGGAUGGCUGCCCCUACGGUCCUUCAGGGAGGGCAACGCAGCUCGUACCCGGAUGACAGAGCGGUUGGGCGGGCUCUUCAAGAAGAUUUUAGACUAUCAGGACGGGAAGAUCAGUGUUGACGAGUUAGGCGACGUGCCCGCCGUGUCAUUCAGGCGCAGCGACGUGUUCCGCAAGCACAACGUCGGUCUAUACCACCGCGGCGUAAUCGAAACUAGCCUGCUGCUUGGCCAGAACAGCAACACACAAAGGGCGACCUCGUGGCUUACCAUUUUCAUAUGCUGCAACCCAGGUCUGCUUCAACGGCUCCGCGAUGAGGUGGCCCCGUACGUCAUCAUCGAACGUAACGCCAAAACGAGCCGGCCCGAGAUCACACACUUCGACCACAAGUCCAUUCACCAUAAGUGCCCAAUGCUCAAGUCGGCCCUGUACGAGACGUUCCGCCUCACAAAUGAGGCGACCUCGGUGCGACAUGUGUAUAAAUCAGUUGAGGUCCCUAUGUCUACGAACUCAGAAAAGCCCAAAAUGCGUACCCUCCCGCAGGGAACCUGGGUCACGGCGCUUCAUCACCUCGUCCAGCACGACCCAGCCGUUUUUCCAGACCCAAAGACGUUUAUCGCCGACCGGUUCCUCCAGAUUGAUCCUAUCACAGACGAGAAGGUCGCCCGGUAUGGCUGUAUGAAGCCCUGGGGAGUCGGCUCCGGCAUUUGCCGUGGCCGGACAUAUGCCGAGAAGCAGAUUUUAGCUGUCGCAGCUGCCUUUAUUAGUCUUUAUGAUGUUCAGUCUGUGGAUGGUAUGGGAGGUAGGAUGGAAGUCCCCCAGGGUUUGCCAGGCUCAGGGACCAAAGUGCCCAAAGGAGGCAUCAGAGUGAGGUUGAGUAGAAGGCAACUCGACUGACCGAGGCCGCAUUUCAAUGCGAACGGCAAACCCGGCCUAGAAAAGUGAAGUGCUCUUGCGGGAGCCUGUGUUGAGUGUCUGUGCCGUAGUGUGCCGUAGUGUGCCGUAGUGACCUCUGCGUAGUGAAUACAGAAGUCCCGGCCAAGUCUAGACCAUUGGAAUAUACAUGC